Hibiscus syriacus is the source of this 571-nucleotide messenger RNA. RefSeq lists its product as uncharacterized. The transcript is spliced from 3 exons. The record is from RefSeq and is a predicted model, not a curated record. Bases 59 to 571 code for a protein of 170 amino acids. NCBI's taxonomy places the organism in Eukaryota, Viridiplantae, Streptophyta, Magnoliopsida, Malvales, Malvaceae.
UUGAAAGGCAGCAAAAACUAAUAAGAGAAGAGAUAAUCAAAGGAUUGAGAUUAGGGAAAUGGAUCAGAUGUUGAACAAGGUGGGCACCUACUGGGUCGGCCAUAAGGCCGAGAAGCAACUCGAUUCCGUCGGCAACGAAAUCGAACAAAUCUCAAACACUAUCGAAGGAGGAACCAAAUGGCUGGUUAAUAAAAUCAAAGGGACAAUACAAAAGCCAUUGCCGGAGCUGUUAAAAGAGUAUGAGCUGCCGACAGGUGUCUUCCCUCGCGAUGCCACCAACUACGAAUUCGAUGAAAAGACGGGGAAGCUUACGGUCUUCAUCCCGACAAUAUGUGAAGUGGGAUACAAGGACUCAUCCGUGCUGCGCUUCUUCACCGAAGUGAGUGGGAAUUUGGAGAAAGGGAAGCUAACAGAAAUAGAGGGUAUGAAGACGAAGGUGAUCAUAUGGAUAAAAGUAUCUGCCAUCGCAUCUGAUGGAUCGAAGCUGUAUGUCACUGCUGGAAUAACCAAAACCAGGAGCAGAGAUGCGUACGAGGUUUCCAGGGAUGGUAUAGGUGUUGAUAAGUUCUAG